Molecule: messenger RNA, 411 nt
Organism: Marmota flaviventris (yellow-bellied marmot)
Lineage: Eukaryota; Metazoa; Chordata; Mammalia; Rodentia; Sciuridae
Product: C-C motif chemokine 2-like
Biological process (GO): positive regulation of cell migration; chemokine-mediated signaling pathway; antimicrobial humoral immune response mediated by antimicrobial peptide
Cellular component (GO): extracellular region
Molecular function (GO): chemokine activity; CCR chemokine receptor binding
Source: RefSeq, a predicted model, not a curated record
AUGAAGGUCUCCGCAGCUCUUCUGUGCCUGAUGCUCACAGUAGCCGCCUUCAGCACCCACGUGCUUGCUCAGCCAGAUGCAGUUAAUUCCCCAGUCACCUGCUGCUAUACACUCACCAGCAAGAAAAUCCCCAUGAAAAGGCUGAUGAGCUAUAGGAGAGUCACCAGCAGCAAGUGUCCCAAAGAAGCUGUGAUCUUCACCACCGUCCUGAACAAAGAAAUCUGUGCUGACCCCCUACAGAAGUGGGUUGAGGACUACGUUGCCAAAAUGGACCAGAAAACUGAACGGAACCAGAACCCGACUAGUCUAGGCACUGCAACACCUGUGAACGCUAACUUCACCACCCAAGAACCUGUAGCUAACUUAUCUGCCACUAGCUCUCCCUCCACAAACCCUAACACUAGUAUAUGA